Malassezia vespertilionis is the source of this 1065-nucleotide messenger RNA. RefSeq names its product rRNA small subunit pseudouridine methyltransferase Nep1 (gene NEP1). Gene Ontology annotation, molecular function: rRNA binding; rRNA (pseudouridine) methyltransferase activity. The transcript has a single exon. Lineage: Eukaryota; Fungi; Basidiomycota; Malasseziomycetes; Malasseziales; Malasseziaceae. The record is from RefSeq and is a predicted model, not a curated record. Bases 1 to 1065 code for a protein of 354 amino acids. Gene Ontology annotation, cellular component: small-subunit processome; nucleolus. Gene Ontology annotation, biological process: rRNA base methylation.
AUGUCCGACGUAGAAGACUAUUUUUCGCCGGACGAGCGCGAUGAGGCGCGGAGCGUGGUGUCAGAGCCAACGCACCGCGGGCGUAUGCGCAUGUCGCAACUCCCCGAAAAUCGCCCAUUUCGGACUUCGCGGUCCGUGACGUCCUUGCGGAACCCGUACGUGGACGAGUCGAAGGACGACCAGGAGUCGGAGCCGGAGCCAGAGCCAGAGCCAACGCCAGAGCCGGAGCCGGAGCGCAAAUCAAAACUGUCUGCCACCGCAGCGCCGCACACACCCGCAUAUGUGCUCCAAGCCGAGCAAGCGAAGCAGGGCGCCACAACGUCGAAGCGAACGGGCCCAACGCUUGUCCCCCAAGCUCCCAAAAUCCCCAAGACGAACGCAGAAAAGAACCAGUCGCGCCGCUUGAUUGUUGUGCUUGAGCAGGCGUGUCUCGAGGCAUACAAGAUUUCGAGCGGGAGUGCGACGCAUGCGCGCGGCAACAAGGACGCUGGCGAAAAGUACGCACUGCUCAACUGCGACGACCACCAAAAAGUGCUCGCGAAGAUGGGCCGCGACAUUAGCGAGGCACGCCCUGAUAUUACACACCAGUGUCUGCUCACGCUGCUUGACUCGCCACUGAACAAGGCGGGGCUCUUGCAGGUCUACAUUCACACGGCCAAAGGCGUGCUGGUCGAGGUGAAUCCCCAGGUGCGUAUCCCACGCACGUUUAAGCGAUUCAGCGGCUUGAUGGUCCAGCUCCUUCACCGUCUUAGCAUCCGCAGUAUGCGCGGAUCCGAAAAGCUUUUGCGCGUCGUCAAGAACCCCGUGACAGACUACUUUCCCCCAAACACGCGCAAGAUUACCCUUUCGUACAAUGCCCCGGUCCAGCGGCUUUCUUCCUACCUCUCCUCCAUCUCCCCCAACGAAAACUUGGCCGUGUUUGUAGGUGCAAUGGCCCACGGCGAGGACAAUUUUGCGGAUGCGUUUGUCGACGAAAAGAUUUCCAUUAGCGAGUACAGCCUCAGCGCGAGCGUCGCGUGCGGCAAGUUUUGCUGCAGCCUCGAGGACCUGUGGGGAAUUGUAUAA